GAGAGGGGAGAAAGAGAGAAAGAUCAAGACAUCGAAUACGAUGUUUAGUUCGUAGACAUCCGCUGAUAAAUUAAACGCUCGAUCAAUGUGCUGUUAGCUCGCUUGCUCGUUGAUUCUCUGCAUUCUCACUUUCGAUCUACAAAUACGAUUUUACUAUAUAACAAAAGAGGUGGUGAAAGAGAAAGAGAGAGAGAGAGAGAGAGAGAGAGAGAGAGAAAGCAUCUGUGUUGCCGCCGUAGCGGAAAAGCAAGUAGCGCGGGAUCGAGCGUCGUGUGUGUAGGGUCAUCGGUUAAUCAGAUUCAGGGAAGCCUUAGAAGGUAACGCGCGAGAGAAAAAGUACCAAGCGGAACGUCAAUCUACGAACGACAACGACCGAGGAUUAACCUAUCUCUUCUUUUGAUUUUUUAUUUUCUAUAUUCGGUAUAGGAGAUACAAAUUCUCUACGAUUAUUUAUUUAUAUUUUUUUUUUACUUUCUUCUUUUGGAAAAACUCUCAUCAUUUUUAAGUAAUUGCGUCGUACGCGCACGACGCGUAACGAGUCGCGGCGGCCCAUAUCUUUUAAAGAUCAACGUAGUACAAAAAAGAAAGAAAGAGAGAGAGAGAGAGAGAGCGCGCGCACGUUUUCGACUGAAUUUCGUUUAUAUUCUUACGUGCCGAACCAAAAACGACGAGAGAAAGAGACGCAUAAAGGAUGAAUCACCAGGAACAAGCUCACGAUGCUAAACAGCAAAUCGCUACGAGUCCCGAGGACACGGAGGAUAUGCCUGCCGGUCAACAAGGACCACAAGUUCCAAGACGUCGUGGUGGUAUCUCGGCAGAGCCGGUAUCAGAAGAAGAUGCUACUAGCUAUGUUAAAAAAGUUGUACCGAAGGAUUACAAAACAAUGGCUGCUUUGAGCAAAGCUAUUGCUAAGAAUGUUCUCUUUGCUCAUCUUGAUGAAAAUGAACGAUCUGAUAUAUUCGACGCUAUGUUUCCCGUUACCUUUUUACCUGGAGAAGCAAUAAUACGUCAAGGUGACGAAGGUGACAACUUUUACGUAAUCGACCAAGGCGAGGUUGAGAUAUUCGUUAAUGGUGAAUUAGUAACGACGAUUGGAGAAGGUGGAAGUUUCGGUGAACUCGCAUUAAUUUAUGGAACUCCACGUGCCGCUACAGUUAGAGCAAAAACUGAUGUUAAAUUAUGGGGUAUAGAUAGGGAUUCCUAUCGUAGAAUUUUGAUGGGUUCGACGAUAAGAAAACGAAAAAUGUAUGAGGAAUUUCUUUCUAGAGUCUCGAUUUUAGAAUCUUUAGACAAAUGGGAAAGACUUACAGUGGCUGAUGCCUUAGAACCAGUUGCGUUUGAUGACGGAGAAAUGAUAGUAAGACAGGGUGAACCUGGUGAAGAUUUUUAUAUCAUUGUUGAAGGAACUGCUGUAGUCUUACAACAACGCUCGGAAGGAGCGGAACCACCAGAACCUGCAGAAGUGGGUCGUCUGGGUCCGUCCGAUUACUUCGGGGAAAUAGCAUUACUAUUGGAUCGGCCAAGGGCAGCAACGGUCGUAGCUAGGGGUCCUUUAAAAUGCGUCAAAUUAGACAGAGCCAGAUUUGAACGUGUCUUAGGACCGUGCGCUGACAUUUUGAAACGCAACAUUACUCAGUAUAACAGUUUUGUAUCCCUUUCGGUAUAAAUUCAAUCUACAAGAAAAAAACCAUACAGAUCAUAUCGAUUACAAUUUUUCAGACUCUAUGCUUCAACAACAACAACAACAACAACAAACAUAAUGUUAACAUUUUUUCUAUUUCGUUAAUGCUUCAUUUGUUAAAAUGCAUAAUAUAUGUCGAGUAUUAUUAAUAUACAUACAUAUUGUAUAUCAUUAGGAGAAAAAAAAACAAAAUGAAAAAAAAAAAAAAACACUUAAUAUAUAAGAUUAUUAUAACGCACUGUAUAGUAGUUAGCGACUCAUCAAAGCGAAAUCAUCUGGUUAUCUCGUAUAAACUGUGUUCCUACAAAGUGCUCAUUUUUUUUACUAUUGUCGAAAAGUCUUUAUAUUAUUGUUUAUUGUUUUCGUUUGAAAAUUUGUAUUCUAUGAUAAGUAUACGUUAUAUUUACACGCAUGUGUCCAUACAGUAUUAUUACUUUUGUAACAAUGUCGCUGGUCGACAGUGAUAAAUAUUAUGAUAUUCGAAUGAGUAUCGAAUUUCUCUGUUUGUGGUGUAUGUGUUAAAUGAUAAUUUCAACAUUUUCUUUUUUGACUUAAAUAUUCUUUGUGCAUUGCAUUGAUAUAAUAUCCUCAUAAAUAUAUGAAAGCAUAUACAUAUAUCGAUUGAUUAUUUAUUAUAACAAGAUUGAUGAGUGAUUAAACGAGUCGCGAUCUAUAAUUGAAAGUGCGUUUAGAUUUGAUUUAUCGAUAACACAAAAUGUUCGGAAAAUUAAAUAAUUUAUUAUGCACAACAUUA
Messenger RNA from Vespula pensylvanica (western yellowjacket), 2435 nucleotides. It is a transcript of the gene Pka-R1, whose product is annotated as cAMP-dependent protein kinase type I regulatory subunit. Gene Ontology annotation, biological process: regulation of protein phosphorylation. The transcript has 5 exons. The record is from RefSeq and is a predicted model, not a curated record. Gene Ontology annotation, cellular component: cAMP-dependent protein kinase complex. NCBI's taxonomy places the organism in Eukaryota, Metazoa, Arthropoda, Insecta, Hymenoptera, Vespidae. Gene Ontology annotation, molecular function: cAMP-dependent protein kinase regulator activity. Bases 692 to 1666 code for a protein of 324 amino acids.